Molecule: messenger RNA, 300 nt
Organism: Triticum turgidum subsp. durum (durum wheat)
Lineage: Eukaryota; Viridiplantae; Streptophyta; Magnoliopsida; Poales; Poaceae
Source: the annotation of a GenBank genome assembly
AUGGCUAGGACAGUGGCGGUGUUGGUGUGGGUGCUGGUCAUAGUGGUGGUGGUGGCGGGUGCGAUGGCGAUAGAGCCACAGUGCCCCCCGAAAAAGCUUUUACCUUGCAAUCCAGCGGUCAAGAAAGUUAAGGAGCCCUCGGCGUUGUGUUGCUCGAACCUCCGGGCGCAAGAAGGAUGCCUCUGCCUAUACUUGCACGAUCCGAGGUACCAGCGCUACUUCGGGGGCGCCGAUGCCGGCAAGACAAUCACCUCCUGUGGCAUCCCCCUUCCAUAUUGUUUAUCAACUACAAAUAUAUAG